CCGAAAUAAUUUAAAAUGCGAGUGAAAAAAGCACAUUGGGCGAUGUUCGCGAUCACGGUGGCCAUCAUAAUAAGCUGCAUGAUAGCCAUCACGGUGUUCGCGGGCUUCAAGCACGAGGACGUCAAGUUCAAGACCAUGCUGGUCAGCAUGGUGAUAGUGCUGAUCUUCCAGUACCUCAUCGCAGAUCCCAUCAAGUUCAUGAUCCUCUCGCUGGACAGGAUGUGGUGGCCGCCGCGCAUCUACAUUCCGCCGCGCAGUGACAAGGACGAGAGGGAUGAGAAGCAGGAGAAGGAGGAUCGCCGCGACUUCCUGAAGCAGCGCCUGAGCAGCCAGCGCUCCAACCUGAUGCUAUCGUCGCGCUACCGGAACUGGAGCCUCAACGAGCAGUACAAGAUGAUCGCGCUGGACCUGUUCACCUACGGCCAGUACUUCCUCUGCCUGAUGUGCCUGGUGCUGGUGACGCGCGACCAGACGCUCUACCACAACACGCGCAGCAUGACGGACCUGUUCAUGUACAACCACACGGACUACACGGGCCUCAAGGAGGUGUACUUCCUCAACCAACUCUUCGACUUCAUCGAGUCCACGCUGGUGAUCGCCUUCAACUCGAAUGCCACCAAUGGCAGUGCGCCCGGCUGGGUGCACGCCGAGCAGUCGGUGCUCCUGGGCGUGAUUCGCCUGCGCCAGCUGCGCGUUGAUAAUCCGGAAAUCGGCCUGGAAACCCCAAAGUUCUCCGAAAUGCACUACAUGCCCGACUGGCAGCUGCCGUACCGGAAACUCCACUACGCCGACAAGUACUGGCGCAUCUACGAGCCCUGGAUACCCGUCAGGCUGAGCUUCGAGUUCCUGGACGCCUUGCUCAUGAACUUCAACCACGUCGGCUCGCUCAACAGAUAUCCGGAGCUGGCGGGCUACGUCAGUCUGCUGGCCAGGAGCGCGGCGAACAGCAUGAAGGUCAUCGACUACCUCAUCGAGUACCACUGGCUGACGCUGAACACCUCGGCGGUGUUCAUCGACUUCACGCUGUACAACGUGGACGUGAAUCUGUUCAGCAUCUGCACGCUGCGCGUGGAGAAGACGCCCUUCGGCGGCGUGGUGCCCGACGUGCAGGUGGAGAGCGCCAAGCUGCUGGAGGACGUGGACCAGAUGCCCUACACGGGACUGCUGGCCCUGCUCAUCUACGUGGUGGUCUUCAUUCAGUUCUCGCAGACGCUGGCGGUCAAGUUGUGGUACGAGCCGCACCUGCUGAAGAGCAUUUGGAACAAGAUGGACCUGUUCAUCUUCCUGGUGAACCUGAUGGUGAUGGUGCUGGUGGUGCUGCGCGAGUCGCUGGUGUCCAGCAUGAUGAAGAAGGUGGAGGGCGCCAGCAAGAUGGAGUUCAUCGACUUCCGGCGACCGUCGCGCUUGCAUCAGUUCACCACGAUUACGAUCGGCAUCUUGAUAUGCAUCACCACGCUGCGGCUGUGGCGUGUGCUGCAGUUCUCCAGUGUCUUCCAGCUGUUCACCCGGACGCUCUACUCGGCGUGGGCUGCGGUGGCCAGCACCGCGAUAGCCAUCGUCAUCUUCCUGAUUGGCUUCUGCUUCGCGGUGGUCACCAUCAAUGGGAACAACAGCAUCAACUUCAACGACUUUGUCAAGAGCAUGGUGAUGUGCAUGUGCUUCUCCUUCGGCUUCAGUGCCCAGGUGAAGCCCUCGGAGCUCUUCCACGGCGGCAAGUGGCUGGGCAUUCUGCUCUACGGCGUGCUGGCCUUCGUCAUCAUUGUGCUGCUGAUCAACGUCUUUGUGUCCCUGAUCAACGACUACUUCACGUUGGCCAAGACCAUUAGGGACGCGGAGAAGGAGAAUCACAUCAGUUUCUUCGAGUUCCUGCACGUUGAGUUCUCCGGCCUCUGUGGCCGAUUCCACAAGUUGCCCUGCCUUCGCAGGAAGUACUUGCGUAAGGGGCGCACGGUGGCGGAAAACGUGAGCCGGAAACUGGAUUCGAUGGACAGGAGACGCGCGAUGAAAGAGAGGCAGCGGCAGGGCUACUACCAAGUGGCUAGCCGAGAAUCGGCCGAGCAUGCCCUGCUGGCGUACAAAGAUCGCGGCGAGAAGUUGGUCAACGUGGGCAAAGUGCUCAGCACGCAGCUCAUCUUGCUCAACAUGUUCCUCUUCGACGACGACGUUGUCUGGCAGCAGGCACAGCAGGCGCAGCCGGAAGCUCCAGAUCCGGAGGCGGAUUGGGAGCCAGAGGGAUCGCCACCGAAGAAGAAUAGGAGCCAGGACGAGGCUGAAGCCUAA
Messenger RNA from Drosophila teissieri, 2280 nucleotides. RefSeq names its product polycystic kidney disease 2-like 2 protein. Gene Ontology annotation, molecular function: calcium ion binding; calcium channel activity. The record is from RefSeq and is a predicted model, not a curated record. Gene Ontology annotation, biological process: detection of mechanical stimulus. The transcript is spliced from 2 exons. Lineage: Eukaryota; Metazoa; Arthropoda; Insecta; Diptera; Drosophilidae. Bases 16 to 2280 code for a protein of 754 amino acids. Gene Ontology annotation, cellular component: membrane.